AUGCCACCACCAAACGGCCCUCGAGGCGGAAACGCCAACUCUACCCGACAGACUCGAUCCUCCACUGCCACAAAUCGCACGCCUCGAGGCGGCAUUGCGCGGCGCGGCCGUGGUGCGCGAGGUGAUCGCGAUGGAGACGUCGAUAUGGACAUCUCCGCUGGCAGCAAGCCCAGCAGAUCUGGCGGCGGAAUCAACAAGUCCUCCAACUCAACGCGCCGCGGUAAUACCAGAUCCUCCGCACCCCAGAAUUCCAAUACAAGACUCCAGCAGAACGUUGCCAAACACCUGGGUGGGGACACAUCGCGCAUCCCCAACGCGCCCAGCGCGGCCAAGAUAGCAGCAAACAACACAACACUCAUAGUGACGGGGCACAAGUCGAGCAAGGCUAGUUCCAAUACCGACGGAGGAGUCAAGAGUCUGUUGCAGUUCCUGGAGAGAAAGGCGUCACAAUUGAAGGGCUCUGGUCGUCCUGUUACGAUUAAGAAGUCGCUUGCCAAGGGUGACUCCGUCUACAUACUGGCCAGCAACCAAGAUGCCGAGGAGAUUACCAAACUCAACAAGUUUAACUUUGCCGGAGCUGCCCUGUCCAUAACUAAGAGCGAGGAAGGCUGGCCACGAACGGAUCAGACAGAUGCUCCGAACUUGUCGAACAAGGCACAACAGGACAAGAUGAUUCUACAGACUGUCUUGGAACGACGAUACGACACCAGCACGAAACUCCUCAACCUGUCGGCUCUGGGCCAAGACCCGGUUCUCACCGAGAUGGGCCUGUUCCAAGCAAAGAACACGGCCGAGAAGACCUUCAAGGUGCUUAUGGUCAUCUGCCAGGAAUUGUUCAAGACUCCGGAAGCGAAGCGCCAGGCGAUUGAAAGCGUGUCUCUUGCCGGCAACAAUCUCGACUACGUUGGUCUGGUCUUUGACCUUGCCGAGACCUUCCCUGAUCUCCUGCAUCUUGAUCUCAGCAACAAUCACUUUUCUUCACUGAAGCAACUCAACAAGUGGCGCGGUCGCUUCAAGCAUCUUCAAACCCUGCUUCUGAACAACAACCCUGUUAUCCAGGCCGAACCGAACCACGCCACCGAAGUGAUGGAAUGGUUUCCGAAGCUGCAGGUACUGAGUAAUGUGGUGGUCAGAACCCCUGAAGCCAUCGCCGCGGAGGAAGCAAAGGCCAAACCGAACCCAAUCCCACAGCGAGGCACCGACUUUCGCGAUGUUGCCGGGCUUGGAGAACGGUUCAUUCGCGAGUUUUUCCCGAUGUACGACACGAACCGGGACAGUUUGUUGUCAACCUUUUAUGACGAGCACAGUACUUUCACGCUGGCUGUCGACAUGGGUGGUCCACGGGACACCAACACUCCUGUGCUCCCGUGGCAACCUUACCUGUCGUUCUCGCGCAACCAUCAGCGGAUUACGACAGAGGCAGGUCGAUUCCAACGCUACAUGAAGGGCGUUCACAUUCAGGAAAUCUGGAAGAAACUACCAGCAACAAAUCAUCCAGACCUAGCAACAAACCUGGACAAAUACAUCAUUGACUGCCACCCCAUGAAAGGUCUGCAUGAUCCUGUCAACCACAAAGUUGAAGGAGAAGAUGGAAUGAUCAUCACCAUGCACGGAGAAUUCGACGAGCUUGAGGCAUCGAGUGGGAAUACAGGCAAACGCAGCUUCUCGCGCACCUUUGUGAUCGGUCCCGGCUUGCCCGGCCGAAAUCCCAUACGCGUGAACAGCGACAUGCUGUCGAUAACACCUUGGAGUCCGGUUCCAUCAGUCACCGUAUCCGUGACUGCCCCGGGCCCAUCUCCCGAGGAUCAACAACAAUUGAUGGUGCUCGAGCUGUCAAAGCGCACACAAAUGACUCCCGAGUUCUCAAAGAUGUGCCUUGAGACAGCCGAAUGGAAUUUCGACCGAGCGCUGAUAGUCUUUGAGGAAAAGAGGGCGGUCCUUCCACCCAACGCCUUUAUCUCAGCAUGA
Molecule: messenger RNA, 1968 nt
Organism: Diaporthe citri
Lineage: Eukaryota; Fungi; Ascomycota; Sordariomycetes; Diaporthales; Diaporthaceae
Exons: 3
Coding region: 1-1968 (655 amino acids)
Biological process (GO): poly(A)+ mRNA export from nucleus
Cellular component (GO): nucleus
Molecular function (GO): protein binding; RNA binding
Source: RefSeq, a predicted model, not a curated record